AAAGAGCGACGCUGAUUGGCUGAGAGAGACAUCAUAACAACAACAGCCAUGGCGGACCGCUUGUCGCAACUUCAAGAUGCUGUUAAUAUGCAAGCAGAGAACCUUUAUAACAGCAUAGGUUGUUUGUUUAAUUCAGCACCGCCAUGUAGUUUUGAUAAAAGUGGCAAGACCCCUUCACAGAAUGAAAAUCCUGAUGAUAUGACUGAGCACAAGAGAGUCUUUGCCACACUUAUUGCUCGUAAUGCCAAGGAUAUAGAUGCACUGAUUGAAAGUCUUCCAUCUGAAGAUUCAUCAGCUGAACUUCAGACAGCCAGCAUGAGGGUGCUAGAGCAGGAAGGCGAAAAAGCUGCUCUGAGGCUUCAGCGAGGCAUUGACAGAGGAGACAAGUUACUAGAGGAGAUCAACAGAGAUCUUAGCGACAUUGCCAACACCCAGUUAGCCAUUAAUCGUAUCACAGAUGCUUCUCAGGGUGAUGCAAUUAAGAUAUGAUUCUUUUGGUGAUAGAUUUUGAAAAGACAACCAUUUUUUAAGAAGCUAAGAAGCCUUCCAAAUUUAACUGGUACAAUAUCCCAUCUAGGGCAUUGUAUCUAAUUCAGAAUGAAAAUAAGCUUUGUUGAUGCAAGUGUGUCCGAGUUUACCACAUUGGUAGAUCAAAAUCCUUUCUAAUACUACUAUUUACAGUGAGAAAGAAUCUGUUGGUUGUCAGCACUUUGUAAAUGUGUUCAGUGAGUUUAUUCCAAGAAAUGUGUGUGUAAGAUAAUGAGUGACGCCAACCUACAAUACGAAUGUUUAUUUAUUUUACAGCAAUUAUUUUCCUUUUCCUUCUUUAACGGAAUAUCAUGUUACCAAUUUCACAUAUCUAUACGUGAUAUGUCUGUCCUGGAUGCUGUUGACUCGGCAGAUAAUUUUAAAUAGUCAAUCAGUCUGUCCUGGAUAUUUCCCAGUCAGUAGAGUUGCUUAUAUCUAAUGCUACAUAGAUUGGAACAGAAAACUGGUUAAUAGUAAGGACAGUAGACUGGAAAGUAGUAUGAAGUAGGGCUCAUUCAAGGACUUUUGCAAAUUGAAUGCUGUUUAUGUAAAGUGGUGAUCAUGACACACUAAAUAAAAUAGUAGUAGAACAUUUUUGCUACUGGUUAGAAAAUAUUAGAUAGAAUGAAUAAAUUGUAUAAGUUAUUGCUAUUAUAUCAUAUUUCCCCAUAUAGUUGCGUCUAUAAUUUUAUAAAACUUCCAAUAGUUUAAACUGAUGGCAUAAGAGAAACACUCCUUAGUUGUUGAACACAGUUUACUCAGUUUAAAGAUAUUGCUUAAGUUUAAUUUAGCAUGAUCAAAAAAAUACCCAAUGUGAAAAAAUAAGGAGAAUAGCUUAAAGUUCCUAGUUCUACAGGAAAUAAAUUUGAUAAGGUAAAAUGUUCCGAGGUGUACUUUCCUAUGUGCAGUUUUAGAGAGCCAACUACUAGAACGGAUUUAAGUUAUGUAAGGCCACGGUUAAGGAGUUGCUUUUAUGUGUGCUUGUGAUAUUUAUUAGGGAUAUCCUGAAUUUUCCCAAGAACAGCAGAUAUGACUGUAUGCUGUUUAACCUCAUUAUUUUCAUUCCCCUGUUUACCUCAUUUCAUCUACAUCCUUUAGAAUUAAGAUCAUUAUUCUGACUUGUUUACAGUUUUGCAGUCUACUCUAUAUGGAGUCAGGUGUGAGUUGGUCAAGUUGAUCAGGUAUCCCGAGUGGUAGGAUGUUCAGUAUCAUUUCCGUUUGGUUGAAAUGGUAAAAUGAGAAUAGUCAUACAGGUAUGACAAUGAACAAAAAUAAAAGGUUUAGAGAUUCUUCCAAACAACUAUU
Messenger RNA from Penaeus vannamei (Pacific white shrimp), 1833 nucleotides. Its product is annotated as mediator of RNA polymerase II transcription subunit 21. Gene Ontology annotation, biological process: regulation of transcription by RNA polymerase II. The record is from RefSeq and is a predicted model, not a curated record. Gene Ontology annotation, cellular component: mediator complex. Gene Ontology annotation, molecular function: transcription coregulator activity. NCBI's taxonomy places the organism in Eukaryota, Metazoa, Arthropoda, Malacostraca, Decapoda, Penaeidae.